Messenger RNA from Chondrus crispus (carragheen), 2548 nucleotides. RefSeq lists its product as hypothetical. Lineage: Eukaryota; Rhodophyta; Florideophyceae; Gigartinales; Gigartinaceae. Gene Ontology annotation, biological process: positive regulation of GTPase activity. The transcript is spliced from 2 exons. The coding region runs from base 1 to 2367 and encodes 788 amino acids. Gene Ontology annotation, molecular function: GTPase activator activity. The record is from RefSeq and is a predicted model, not a curated record.
AUGAUCGUUCCUGUCGGACGCCCAAGUUCUUUACGUUUCAUCGGCCGUCAACUCUAUCCAACUCAUCUUCGUUUUUCGUGUGAUUACACUCACCAGAUUGAACCCAACUAUACCCAUCUUGCCGGUCUGCUGAUCUUGUUUCGAAACAAGCGGACUUCUGCAAAAAGACUUAAACCCCCACCCGCGAACGAUGCUGUCAUUUCCGCAAAGUUUAAAUAUGACUGGGUCGACUUUUCGUUCAAGCUCACUCCAAUUCCAGGCUCGUUCGCAUCCGAUCGUCGCCUAUCUGCGAUUCAGGCAGAUGCCAUUGCCGAAUAUGACCCCAUCAAGAGAAUUCAUGUCACAGCCAUAUGGGACGACUUCCCUGUGAGCGCGCUGCAACGCAAUGCCGUGCUGGCUGGUAUGCCUGCGUCGACUGCUUCACGUCUCCGCUUGGCCCUGUCAAGUGACUUGUUGGAAGCCAUGGCGAGCACUCAGAUACCAUCCGCGAGAAUUCAUCUUACGAACCCGGCAUUGAAACUGCUGAAGUACGCCCAGAGUGCCGCAAUCGCUUCCGACAGCCGCCAUCCCGCUGCCCCUCGCCCUGUUGUGGAUGUACGGAAGAAGAUACCAUCGAUGACGUCGGGAUCGAGGGGUGUAGCGGCCGGUGCUGACACGGCGCAGGAUGGAAGAUCACAACGGAAGGGGUCAGAGCGCGAAAGUCUGUCCGCAUUAGAUACCUUCUUCACUGAGGUCGGGGAGUACGUUGCGGCUGCAGCGGUACAGGAUGAUACAAUCGAUGAGCAGUUUGUCACCUCUGCGGUGGCCUCUCUUUUUGAAAUGAACCUUGGACAUGGAAUUAUGGCGGAUGUAGUUGACGCAAUUGGGCCGAAUGCGGCGGAAACAACAGUCCUAGAAAGGCUUGCACGGUUAUUAGCUGCUUCAGAGACCUUGAACGCAACACAAAAGCUCUGGAACCUGUUUUUGGAUGGAGUGGAGGUGCAUUGGGAGCAGGGAUGGGUCGUUGGCGGUGUUCCAUUCAACUUAGAGAACGGCCCAGAUCACAACGCCAGUUUGGUGAUACAGAAGCUGCAAAUGAUUAAUUGCUGUAUAGAGAGGCGGCGGCAUGAAGCGCUUCGGGCCUCGGCGACUCUACAAGGAGAUGCUGGUCAAGAUCGAGGCCGAAAGAAUCUUCUCAAAGGUAUCGCUUUAGUAGCAGAGCAGGUUUGCACUAGCGAAGGUAGUGAGAGCAAUAGUGAUCAGGUUUGGGAGCCGUAUGUCCAGCCAGGGCCUUUCAUGACAAGGGAUAUGGUUGAGGAAGAACAGCAGAGAAUGGUUCGCCGGGCAGAGGCAAAAGAUACAGAUGACGAAAGCGAAGUUCGGAGGCAAUCUCUAACUUUGAAGAGUGACAUGAUGGCUUUUAAAGCUGCUAAUCCGAAUGCUACCAUGGCUGAUUUUGUGCGAUGGUUUUCCCCAGCUGACUGGAUCACCGCAGAGGAACUAGAGCAACAGGUCUCAAGUAGCCAAGCAGGCACCAUCCCAGACGAAGGACUAUCCCCAGAAACAAAUCAAACAGUAGUGACAUCAAUGGAUGCGACUGGUGCAUCCAAGGACGAGGGCGAAGGUGCAUCGCUGCACUUUGCAAACCGAGACGGUGCUCCUGCUCCAGAAGCGCUGGCCAAACAAUCAAAACGGCAAGGACGUUUGAGCGCGCGCAUGAGCUGUAAAGGAAAUGUAUGGGAAGAGCUCUGGAACGAAGCAGAUGAUAUCCCCGCGGCGAAGCAAGUGCCUCUUUUUGAUGCAAGCGCUCACGGGAGCAAGGCUUUAGGGGAUUUACGUGCUAUGCCGCUGUCGCAAGUGUUGAUGCAUUUGGCGGUCCUUCAAGGAAGUGGAGCUGCGAUGCUACUGCAUACGGCAUUUUGCAGAAACCCGGCAUUGCCCGGUGUGCGAGGUGAAAUCGAGCGAGCUAAGCAAAUGAUGCGCAACUUGAGUUGUUCACUACCAAUUGAUGAGGCCGAUGUGACACAACUAGGGCAUGUAGCUGAGGCACUCGAUCGGGUCGGAGUUGCGGAGCACGCAGCCCUGGUGGCGACAUCGGUGUUUACGAAACUCCCCCCAGUUGAGGGACUGGGUCACAUCGUGGACAGCCUUGCGUGUGGGCAAACUGCUGAAGUGAGUGAAGAGCGAGAGCGGGAAUUAAUCACUCGGAUGGCCGGUCUUGGGGACGGGGGCUGGAGAAGCAUCUUGCUGCCCGAACAGCGCGAGUUUGUGAUCAUGGGGCGAAGCGAGGACAUUAAUCUUGGGGGUUUGAAGGACCGGAUGUAUGCGCGGUUGAGUCGAGACGAAUUCCGAGUUGGUUUUCGACUUGGUAUUGAUUAUUCUGUGUAGCGGAAGAUUGCAGUGUUGGUUUCUCGGGUCUUCAACGAGGUGUCAAGCAACGAUCUCGUGGCCGAAGCCCGCUGCGGGGGCGGCCCCGACGAGACCAGACGUGGAAUGCACCCCGGAAGUAGAUUAUAUAUACACGGUAAACGGGAUGUACCGACGUCAGCAUGCAUCCAUCUUGCACAUU